Aureobasidium namibiae CBS 147.97 is the source of this 2427-nucleotide messenger RNA. Its product is annotated as putative glycosyl hydrolase. Gene Ontology annotation, molecular function: beta-glucosidase activity. Bases 1 to 2427 code for a protein of 808 amino acids. The transcript is spliced from 3 exons. The record is from RefSeq and is a predicted model, not a curated record. NCBI's taxonomy places the organism in Eukaryota, Fungi, Ascomycota, Dothideomycetes, Dothideales, Saccotheciaceae. Gene Ontology annotation, biological process: glucan catabolic process.
AUGCGUUUCACCACAGAGCUACUGGCUGUUGCGCUGGCACUUGCAGAUGUCACUUCUGCUCAGAAUUCGACAUACAAUGCUACUGCCGCUGCUCAGGCUAAGCUGACCGCCGAGUUGGCCAACCUGGAAAAGUUCUGGUCCUACGGAAGAUCUCCUCCAGUCUACCCUACUCCUCAGGGUGCUGGCAGAGAUGAGUGGGCUACUGCCUAUGAGAAGGCCAGAGCCUUGGUCGCUUCCAUGACUGACUUCGAGAAGAACAACAUCACAUACGGAUACACCUCCAAGACAAAUGGGUGUGGUGGUAACUCUGGUUCAGUACCCAGAGUUGGUUUCCCUGGUCUGUGUCUUAGCGAUGCCGGAAACGGUCUUCGUGCUACUGACGGUGUCACUGGAUUCGCCUCUGGAGUUCACGUCGGUGCAACAUGGAACCGCAACCUUGCUUAUGAGAGAGCUCACUACAUGGGCGCCGAGUUCAAGGCCAAGGGUGUCAACGUUCUUCUUGGACCCGUCGUUGGACCCCUUGGAAGAGUGGCCGAGGGCGGUCGCAACUGGGAGGGCUUCAGCAAUGACCCCUACCUUGCUGGUAGUCUGACUUUCGAGACCAUUCAGGGCAUGCAAAACAACGUUGUCGCUUGUAUCAAGCAUUUGAUCGGCAACGAACAGGAACUCGACCGCAAUCCUGCAGGUUUCAACGCCUCAAUGUCUGCAAACAUCGACGACAAGACCAUGCACGAGAUGUACAUGUGGCCUUUCCAGGAUGCCGUCCACGCUGGAGUCGGAUCUGCCAUGUGCUCAUACCAGAGGGCCAACAACUCUUACGGAUGCCAGAACUCCAAGGUCAUGAACGGCCUCUUCAAGGGAGAAUUGGGAUUCGAGGGGUUCAUCGUAAGUGAUUGGGGAGCCCAACACAGUGGUGUUGCCAGUGCUGAGGCUGGUCUUGAUAUGGCCAUGCCCAGCUCGGCUUUCUGGCAGAACGGAAACCUCAGCCAAGCCGUCACCAAUGGCUCUCUUUCUUCUACCAGGCUCGACGAUAUGGCCACUCGCAUUGUGGCAUCCUGGUACCACCUCGCCGAGUGGCAAAACCCUGGACAUGGUAUGCCCGUCAACCUCACUCUUCCUCACGAGUAUGUCAACGCUCGCGACCCUGCUUCCAAGGUCAGCACCUUCCAGACCGCUGUUGAAGGCCAUGUUCUUGUCAAGAACGUGAACAAUGCACUUCCUCUCAAGUCUCCCAAGUUCCUCUCCCUGUUCGGUUAUGAUGGUAUUGCUCCUCUGGUCAACACUCCCGAUAAUGCCGCUGCAUUCACUCUGUCCAACUUCGGCUUUGCUCCCGUCUCUGGUGUAAACGCUAGCGAGCUCUUCAUGCUGUUCGUCAAUCCCUCUUCGAUCCCUUCGGAGGAUCUGCCUGGUAUCGCAAUCAACGGAACCAUGGUCACCGGCGGUGGUUCAGGAGCUGCUCAGCCCGCCUACAUCAGUGACCCGUUCAGCGCCAUCACUGAGCAGGCAAUUGAGGACGACACUUGGCUCCAAUGGGACUUCAAGAGCCAGAACCCUGUUGUGCAGAGAGGAUCGGAGGCAUGCCUUGUCUUCAUCAAUGCCUUCGCUACCGAAUCCUAUGACAGACCUUACCUGGAGGACGAGUACUCGGAUGACCUCGUCUUGAACGUCGCCGCCCAAUGCAACAACACCAUAGUUGUCCUCCACAACGCUGGUAUCAGAACUAUCGAUGCGUGGUACUCAAACCCCAACAUCACCGCCAUCAUGUACGCUCAUCUUCCUGGCCAAGAUUCGGGCAAGGCCCUCGUCGAGGUCCUCUACGGAAAGCAGUCGCCCAGCGGCCGUAUGCCCUAUACCGUCGCCAAGGUUCCAGCGGAUUACGGCAACCUCCUUCACCACCUUACCCCUGACAACACCAGCAACUACUACACCCAGGACAACUUCACCGAGGGUGUCUACAUCGACUACAAGGCAUUCAUUGCACAGAACAUCACUCCUCGCUUCGAGUUCGGUUACGGUCUGACUUACACCACCUUUGACUACUCGUCUCUUCAGACCAAGGUGUUGAGCAAUGUCAGCACCUCAGAGUACCCUCCUGGCAACACCAUCGCCCAGGGUGGUAUCACCUCUCUGUGGGAUGUCAUUGCCACUGUCGACUGCACCAUCACCAACACCGGCUCAGUCACCGCCUCAGAAGUCGCUCAAUUGUACGUCAACAUUCCUGGCGGCCCAGCCAAGGUGCUUCGUGGCUUCAACAAGCAGGGUGUCGAGCCAGGCCAGAGCGUCAACUUCCACUUCGACAUCACCAGACGUGAUCUCAGCGAGUGGGAUGUCGUCAGCCAGCAAUGGCGUCUGCAACAGGGAAGCUACCCAAUCUACGUGGGCAAGAGUGUUCUCGACAUCCAACUCACUGGCAGCUUGAGCAUUUGA